Hyla sarda is the source of this 480-nucleotide messenger RNA. Its product is annotated as ly6/PLAUR domain-containing protein 2-like. The record is from RefSeq and is a predicted model, not a curated record. The transcript is spliced from 3 exons. Bases 114 to 437 code for a protein of 107 amino acids. Lineage: Eukaryota; Metazoa; Chordata; Amphibia; Anura; Hylidae.
GACGGUUGCGGAAAGGUCUGCGAGCUGGUGGGAGUUUUCGACAACAGCUGUGGUUGCCAGCGUGAGAUGUGAUCAGUCUAGUGGGCCAGUGGUCACCGUUUCCGGCAGGGAACAUGUCAGUUUACUCUCUGAAAUGUUACACCUGUGACGCACAAUUUACCAACGCCAACUGCCUUACCGCGACAAACUGCAGCAGUAACGCAACGUCUUGUCUGACGUCGGUGGCAUCAGGAGGUGGGUACACCGCCAUCGUAAAGACUUGUGAAGCGUCCUGCACUCCGCUCACUACCACCAUCGCCGGAAUCUCCGCCACCGUCACCUGCUGCAGCACCGAUCUGUGCAACUACAGCGCCGGCGCCAGCAUCACGUCCAGCUAUGCCGCCAUCAUCCUAGCGCUGGGAUCCGUCCUGACUAUCCUGAAGAGCUCAGUUUUAUAACGGGCGACACCGGUGUACAGUAUAAAAACAAUAAAGAAAACAG